AGGGAAGUCAAAGUGUCAACUCUUAGACAAACAAAAUCCGCAUCCCGGUCCUUUAAGGGGAAAAAAACCCAACUCCAUUGUAAAGCCGUUCAAAACAGAGUGGAGCUGGAGGAUCUGGAGGCUGCCGUCAUGGUGAAGGAUGUUCCGGAAAGUUAAAAAGCGCCACAGCAGCAGCAGCUCUCAAAGCAGUGAGAUCAGCACGAAGAGUAAGUCUGUGGACUCUAGUUUAGGAGGUCUCUCCAGGUCAAGCACUGUCGCCAGCCUCGACACAGACUCUACCAAGAGCUCAGGUAACAGCACAUCGGAAGCAUGUGCCGAGUUCAGGGUGAAGUAUGUGGGAGCAAUUGAAAAACUGCAGUUUGAUAUGAGCAAGACUCUCCAGGAGCCUCUGGACCUCAUCAACUAUAUUGAUGCUGCUCAGCAGGAUGGAAAGCUGCCAUUUGUGCCAGGGGAUGAGGAGAUGAUUUUAGGCGUAUCCAAAUAUGGCGUCAAAGUCGCCUCAUUGGACCAGUGUGAUGUGUUACAUCGCCACCCUCUCUACUUGAUCGUACGUAUGCUGUGUUAUGAUGAUGGCCUCGGAGCAGGGAAAAACCUCCUGGCUCUCAAAACCGCUGAUGCAAAGCAAGAGGAGUGCAGCAUCUGGGUUUAUCAGUGCAGCAGUGCGGAGCAGGCCCAAUCUAUCUGCAAGGUGCUGUCCGCUUCUUUCGACUGUGCCUUGACAUCGGACAAGUCCUGAGGCCAGAAAUGGGAGUUAAAAAUCUGUCCAAACGAGCAUUUGCGCAGUCUCAAAAACCACCAUCAGUUUAUUGGGAGCCCAACCGCAGCUGUGUUGAUUUUCUAGAAAUUGCAACCUUUUCCUUUUCCUUCUACUACAUCUUUCCU
Lampris incognitus (smalleye Pacific opah) is the source of this 882-nucleotide messenger RNA. It is a transcript of the gene itgb1bp1, whose product is annotated as integrin beta 1 binding protein 1. Gene Ontology annotation, cellular component: cell periphery; lamellipodium; ruffle. Lineage: Eukaryota; Metazoa; Chordata; Actinopteri; Lampriformes; Lampridae. Gene Ontology annotation, biological process: negative regulation of substrate adhesion-dependent cell spreading; negative regulation of focal adhesion assembly. The transcript is spliced from 7 exons. The record is from RefSeq and is a predicted model, not a curated record. Gene Ontology annotation, molecular function: integrin binding. Bases 140 to 736 code for a protein of 198 amino acids.